Messenger RNA from Pestalotiopsis fici W106-1, 2298 nucleotides. RefSeq lists its product as uncharacterized. Gene Ontology annotation, biological process: mRNA processing. The record is from RefSeq and is a predicted model, not a curated record. Gene Ontology annotation, molecular function: mRNA binding. The transcript has 4 exons. Lineage: Eukaryota; Fungi; Ascomycota; Sordariomycetes; Amphisphaeriales; Sporocadaceae. Bases 1 to 2298 code for a protein of 765 amino acids. Gene Ontology annotation, cellular component: spliceosomal complex.
AUGUCCUACAACCCCUAUGGCGGAGUGCCUGGCUUUGGGCCUCCGCCAGGUUAUAAUUCAUAUCCUGGCGCCACUGGCCCACCCCCAGGCAUGUCCACACCACCAGGUCUAGGACCUCCCCCAGGCAUGUCUGCCCCCGGAAUGGCACCCCCCGGUGUCCAGCAGCCGAUUCUCAAUCAAGCUAAUCGACCUAGCGGCUUGCCCUCAAACUUUCAAGCUCCCCCAAACAUGCCCAAUAUCAACUUCAAUGCCCCCGUGAUUAGGCUUGGAACUCUUCCCUCGAAGCCUUCGACACCAGGUGUGCCUGGCCGCAGAGAGCAUGACGCGCCCCAGUCUGCGGGCCCGCGCUCGGGGCUGGGCAUGGAUCGCGGCAUCGACCAGACUCGCCAAGCUGUGCGUGAGAGCAUGCAGGCCCUCGUGCCGCCCACAAAGGAGGAAAUUGUACGCACCAUAUUCGUACAGGGCAUCACCGACGGCAUUCGCGGCAACGACGGCAUUGAGGAGAUUUUCAAGAUUGUUGGCAAUCUGCGCAAAUGGGAGAGAGCAAGCGAUGCGGCCGGCAAGGAACUGCCUUUUGGCUUUGCUCAAUUUGAGGACGCCGAAUCAUUGUGGGUAGCCUCGGAACUUUUAAAGGAGAUACAAAUACCCACCAAGAAACAGGCGCCCACAGAAGCUCCCGAAGACGCAGACGAUUCCUACGAGGACUUUGCCAAGUCCAAGCUUCAGUUCAAGCUGGACGAAAACACUAGAAACUACCUCGAGUCGUACGUAGAGGGGCGAACAAAUGAGUCCGAGGCAGAUGCCAGACUAUCUGCGGCUAUAGGUGCGUUGAAGCAGACUGUCCGCAAUUUCUUCUACCCUCCCUUGAAAUCAGGAGCAGACGCGGAUGGAGAUGUGGCCAUGGGCAACAGCGGCCAGACUGGCGAAAAUGUCGAAGUGGUGAAUAUUCCCUUGGCCCAAGACGACGAGCUCGCAGAUAUUCCCGCCGAGAUGCGCGAAACGGUCGCAGCAGAAAUUGCGGCUUUCCGGGAACGCAGCAUCAAGCGUGACCUGGAAAGACUCAAGAGAGAGGAGGAACUCGAGGCCAUGGAGCGGCAACGCGCUGCGGGCAAUCGACCGUCGAGACUUGCUUCUCCACCGCUCGGAGCUGGAUCCAGUUCAAACAACACACCACUGGGACCGAGAGGUGUCCCCAAUGCUCCCUCUGGACCCAAAGGGCAAAAGACGGAUCUUGGUAAAGAUUACAAUCGAUCCAUCAAUUUUGUCAAUGGUGGUAUAACAAACGGUGGACUUGUUCCAAACCGCGAAGACGAGGACAGCGAUGCCAGCGACGAAGAGCUCGAGCGUCGACGUGUGGCCAAGCAAGAGGCCGAAGCCGAGAAACUCUACCUGGAUGCCGAGCGGCGUUGGCUAAACCGGGAACGGACCCGGGCGGCGGCUCUAGAGCGAGAGCGCGAGCGUGACGAAACAGACGAGGCCGAUGUUGCCAAGAGGCGGGAGUCGAUGCUGGAGCGCUUGAAGCACUUUGACGACGAUGCCGAGGCUUCAAGGAAAAAGGAAGAAUAUUACGCAGACCGCAGCGCCUGGAUCCGUAAUCGAACUGCCUUUCGUGCUAGAGAGAUUGCGGCCGACGAUGCCGACCGAGCGGCAGAGGAACAGGAACGCAUUGCCGAGGAUGCUGAGCGCGAACAAGCCAGAGGCAUGGCAGACUCCUUCCUCAAUGAACAGGCACGCGAAAUGGAGCAAAGGCAUACUGGCAGACCGGGAGGUGCUGCGCCUCAGCCGUUCAAGCUCUCUCUUGGUGCAGCAGCCCAGCGCGCACAAGCCCAGCGCGCAGCCCCUCAACGCAAGACCGUUGCCGAAGUGGAAGGUCUUCUCGAGGACGAGGAAGAGGACAACAAGAAGCGUACAAUUGUUCCCAUCAAGUUUGACCCGGCUGAUGCUGCUGGCAUGUCCAAUGAAGAUCGGGAACAGGCCGUGCGCUCGCUUGCCCAAGAAAUUCCCAAUGAAAAGGAGGGUCUGUGGCAAUGGGACAUCAAAUGGGACUUUUUGGACGAAGGUGUUAUCCGCGACAAGUUGAGACCUUUUGUAGAAAAGAAGUUGGUCGAGUACUUGGGCGUGCAAGAGGAGCUGCUUAUUGAAGUGGUGGAGGAGCACCUUAGAAAGCAUGGACAGCCUGCAGAGCUGGUCGAGACCCUGGCAGAGGCACUGGACGAUGAAGCAGAGGCACUGGUCAAGAAGUUAUGGCGAAUGGUCAUCUUUUAUACAGAGAGCGAAAAAAGGGGACUUUCGGCAUAG